GGCAGGAAAUUAAAGCAGUCGCCUCUAAACUACGCUCCGCUUGCUUACCUUGGAGAGGUAAAAGUUAAAUGUUAAAGACAUGAAUAAGAAGUGCAAUGUAACUUAACUGUGUUUGUGGCUGUUGUUCGUGUAAAUAUUGUAAAUAGAUUUGUUAUUUUUCAAAAUGAUUGCACUGACGGAGAGAAGUUAAAAAUGGCAAGGAUAAUAUUAUCGUUCGUGCUGUGUCUAGCACUAUGGGAAGUCGCAAGUGCUGGUUACAUUCCUCCAGGACCUCUCUACAGGUGCCCUGAGGAAUAUUUACUUUUACAUCCUUGUACGUGCGACAUCGAAUCCGACCAAGGAAUUUACGUGAGCUGCAAUAACACUAACUUAGCCAGCAUGAGUGUAGCCCUUAAUAAUUUAGCCGCCUUUAAGCUGCCCAUUGAGAGACUUACAAUCUACAAAAGUCACAUUGCAAGACUUUUCGGCAGCCUCCUCUACAAGCUAAAUUUACGAACAUUACUAAUUCAAGACACGCCAAUUGAGAUUAUCGAAGAGCACACUUUUCUGGGUGUGAAUGAGACUUUGAAUGAGCUCCAUCUGAUUAACUCCAGCCUGCAGGAAUUCCCCACCCUGGCCUUUAAGAUUUUAGGUAAUCUCACCGUCCUGAAAAUUGAUGGCCAUAAUAUGACCAGCCUUCCGAAAGACGCUUUCGCCGAAAGCUCCGUAAGCGGCCGACUUCUGCGGCUAUUUUUAUCAAAUGGAUAUUUAACAACUCCGCCUAUAGAAAGUUUGCAACCGUUGAGGAAGCUGAAAAUGCUGGAUUUGCACGGGAAUCGCAUCCCUGAGUUGAAAAGGAACCAGUUCAAGGGGUUGAGGGACGUGGAAAUUCUAGAUUUGAGCUAUAAUGGUAUUAGAAAGGUGGAUUCGAGCCAUCUCGCGGAUUUGACGAAAUUGUCGUUUUUCAACGUGUCACAUAAUAAUAUCACGGAGUUGACGAGGGGUGCCUUCGCCCGCAACACAAUCCUGAAGGUCCUCAAUAUGUCCUUCAACAAAAUCAAACGUUUGGAUUCGAACACAUUCCGAGGAAUGCGUUUCCUGCGUCGACUUUACCUCUCAGACAAUGCAAUCACAGACAUCGGCAGAGGCACUUUCGGCUCGCUUGCUCAAGUGGGAACCAUCGACUUGGCCCGAAACUUCCUCAAGAAAAUCGACUAUCAAAUGUUCUUCGAAUUGAAAUUCAUAGACACAAUAGAUGUCUCCGAAAACAACGUGACCGAAAUCCAGAAGCUCGCCUUCAAGGAUAUUUACUUGACGAACAUCAACUUAUCGAAAAACAAUAUUAGUAAGAUCGAGAGUGGCGCUUUCAAGAACUGCGCCAACAUCACUAGGCUGGAUUUGUCCUACAACAGGAUAGAGUCGAUCCCGAAAAAGGCGUUCGAUGAGACGACGUACGCCACUGAAAUACAGCUCUCCUACAAUCUUUUGACAAUUUUUGAUCAAAUUCCUCUGCAUAACAUGAGUGGGCUGAAAAUUUUGAACGUUUCUCACAACUCCAUCGAAAAAAUUCCCAAAGGAAGUUUCCCGAAGUUGUACGAACUUCACACUAUAGACGUCUCUCACAACAAUCUGAGCGACAUUUUCAACAGCGUCUUCCAGACUUUGUUCUCUUUGAGAACGUUGAAUUUGAGCUACAAUUCUCUGGAGACGAUCAAACCGAGCACUUUUGGGGCUCUCCCCACUUUGCUUGAGCUAGAUUUGAGCAACAAUAGGUUGAGAGAUAUCGCAAGAAGUGGUCUUACACGACUUGCUAGCACCAGGAUGCUCACCCUUCGGAACAAUCACUUAACGAAAUUGUUUAUCCUACCGAUAUCAGUCUCUGAAUUAGAUUUAGCGUAUAACGACUUUGAAGAAAUCCCUCCGAAAUUGUGGCCGAGCAUGAAUUCCCUGUUGACUCUGGAUUUGAGUUAUAACCGAUUAGGGGAUAGUUUAGUGCAGGGUAGUUUUACUAAUUUGCUCACUCUGCGGAAACUUAAUCUCAAUUAUAACGGAAUUUCGAAGCCUCCAUGGGUUGCCAUUAACGAGCUGAGUUCAUUGCAGUAUUUAUAUUUGGAGGGGAACAACUUGACGAAGUUGAACAAGGCCGCUUUUGGUAAAUUGCCUGUCGUUUUUGAGCUGAAUUUGGCACAUAACCAGAUCUGGAACGUGAGCGCUAGGGCUUUUGAUGGAUUGCUACAAUUGAUUGUUUUGAAUAUGACCCACAACAAUAUAACCUACAUUCCAAAUGCAGGCUUACAAGGAUUGGUCGCCCUGCAGACCUUGGAUCUUUCACACAAUAAAAUCGAGAAGUUGGAUAACAAAACGCACGGUUUAUUCGACGAUUGCUUAUCGCUGGAACGAUUGGAUCUAAGCCACAAUAAAAUCAGCUUUAUAACGAGGAAAACCUUCCCGAGCAGUCCCUACAUACCCUACAAAUUAAGGGAAAUCGAUUUGUCGUAUAAUUCGAUGCCGGUUGUCACGUUUGAUCUUACUUUCGGUACUUCGAAGGUGAAGAAGCUCAACUUGUCGCACAAUUCCAUUGCGGAUCUGAGAAGAGGAGUUAUAGGGAAUUUAACUAGCUUGGUCUCGUUGGAUUUGUCGUAUAAUAGGAUCGAGGACCUUUCUACCGAUGUAGAGUUUUUCAGGCUUCCACUCAGUGUAACUGAAGUUCGAUUAGGGAGUAAUGUUCUGCACGAAUUGCCAUGGAAGCACCUUAAUAACGUCACAAAAUUAAGUCUUCUGGACAUCAGCAAUAACCUGUUCGAUGGGUUCAGUCCAGAGUUAAUGAAUUUAGUGGUCAAAGGCACGGAUGUCUACUUUGAAGGAAAUCCGCUGAACUGCGACUGUUUUCUGCGCCCUCUGAAACGCCAUUUCGACACACAAUUAUUUCUGGCACCCUUCUACAAGUCUAUAAAGUGCGCUGGGCCCCCUUACCUGUCAGGACAAACAUUGUUUGAACUUCCCGAUGACAGACUAAAUUGCCCUACUAAUGUUAAUACUUCAAGGAUAAUGGAGACGCAGCCUGGAGAAUAUGAUAUAAUGCCAGAUUUGCGGUUCAGGGAGCUCACUCUGAGCAAGAAGAAUAAAUUGAAGGUAAAAUGGCGAGUGUUGCGGAACGACGAUAUCGCAGAUCCUUACGUUGUCGUCAGGAAUAUAAAGGAUCCGAGGAGCAUCGCGUAUGAAGUAACUUUGCCUUAUUUUAAAAGAAGUUUGGAGAUCGACGUCGGUGCUAACCUAACACGCCAGAAGGGAAACGAUACUGAAUACCAAAUAUGUUUGCUGGCAAGGGACAGUAAAACUUUUAUACGUGGUUUCCACAAAGAACAAUGCAAACCCUUCCCGAACUCCGACACCCGGGGGAGGGCGAAUCAUGUGAUACUUACGACGGUUAUUUUGUUUAUAAGUUUUGUAAACUGGUCAUAAAGUUGUUGACAGGGUGGAACUGUGGAACUUACUGUGAUAAGUUGGACGAUCGAGGACUGUUCUGUUAUUGGCCACUCUGUACUACUAUUAUUGUUAUUAAUUAUAAAGUCUGUACAAAAAUGUUUGAUUAAUAAAAAUU
This is a messenger RNA of Zophobas morio, 3580 nucleotides long. It is a transcript of the gene conv, whose product is annotated as convoluted. The record is from RefSeq and is a predicted model, not a curated record. Lineage: Eukaryota; Metazoa; Arthropoda; Insecta; Coleoptera; Tenebrionidae. The transcript is spliced from 12 exons. Bases 193 to 3441 code for a protein of 1082 amino acids. Gene Ontology annotation, molecular function: protein binding.